AUGCAGGGGCACAGGCCUACGAUGGAGGACGCUCAUGUCAUCCAUGCCGAAGACACCUGGGGCUUCUUCGGAAUCUUUGACGGUCACGGAGGUGACCAGUGCUCGCGAUUCAUAUCGAAGCGCAUCAGCGAAGAACUGGGCAAGACCGGCAUGCCAGAUACAGACAAGCAGGUCACCGACUUGGCUUGCCGCCUUGACAAGGAGGUUCUGGAUUCGAACCAACCUGGAGGAUCUACAGGCACUUUUGUCGUUGUCCAGGCACCAAAGACCACAAGCCCGACCAUCCGUGCGAACAAGCACGGAUCCGGCGCACUGGCGGAACUGUCCACACAGUCAAUGGAGUGGCCCGUGUAA
This is a messenger RNA of Symbiodinium pilosum, 354 nucleotides long. NCBI's taxonomy places the organism in Eukaryota, Dinophyceae, Suessiales, Symbiodiniaceae. The record is from the annotation of a GenBank genome assembly.